AGUCGAUGUUAGCGGGUGUAUGGGAGGCAGGUAUGACCACAGAGGUGCACCAUGACCUCCACCAUCCCACCCAUGAGAGGUCAAGAGAUCACGAGGCCGGGGAAGGAACCUUGGAAGAGGCCAGGGGGAGGGAGGUGGAUUGGUCGUUCCUCUACGGGCGGGGUCCAGUACACAGGCGGUAUAUGGGGGUACUGGUGUUGGGCCCUGUGUCCUGGGCCCUCACAGCUGCUACACAGCUGAUGGCGAAAGGAGUGUUUGGAGAUAGAGACACACUGCUGGUGGCUCCUGUAGGGGGUGUGGUGCAGGAGGAGCAGCUGUGCCCACACGUGCCCCUGGCUGUGCGUGUGGUUGUUCUGGAGGUGGUGCAGCACAGUGACCAGGAUCGUGGGCGGCGAUGCUGGGGGACGGUGACGGAGGCGCGGCUGGAGGAGGGAGGGAAGUACUCGCUGUGGAGUGUUGGGUGCUGGCGUGGGGGACAGCUGACCCUGGGGGAGCCUCUCCUGCCUCCUGUUACCUCUCUCAAAGGCGCUACGCUCAGCACCGUCAUAGUUCAGGGGUUCAACGAGGUGGUGCCGGUGUACAAGGGCGGCUCCCUGAUGCUGGAGGGGGAGCUGGGGGGUUACCUCACCAAGAUCAGGAACAACUUGGAUUUUAACUUGGAUAUUCAUUAUGUCCAGGGUUUCGGCGUCAGGGCUUCCAAUGGCUCCUUCAGUGGUGUGAUCGGGAUGGUGCAGCGAAGGGAGGUUGAUUUCGCAGCAGCCUCCCUCUCCGUGUUGUCUGAGAGGGCCGAGGUGCUGGAUUACUGCGAAUGGUUUGGCCUCCACAACACCAGGUUCAUCACCAAGGUUCCCAGCCUCUAUGAUGACUACUUCAUUCUAUUCCAGAUCUACAGCUGGCAGGCGUGGUGUGUGAUUGUGGGAUUCCUGGCGUUGGCUUCGACUAUGCUGGCGUUGACGUGGGGACAGAUGAGUGACGGGGAGAGCCAACCUGUCACACGGAACUGUCUCGCCCCCGUCACCACCAUCCUUAAAACUGCUGUGUAUAUGGCGUCGGUGCGUCAGCCAGGGAGCAGCUCGGGGCGUGUGGUGUUGGUGUCGACGUGGAUGGUGGUGAUGGUGCUGGUGGGGGUGUACAGAGGCAACCUCACCGCCUUCCUCUCCAUCCCCAGGAUCUCCACGCCCCCGGAGACCAUCGCCCAGCUCAUAGACAUGGACUACACCCUCUCUAUCAGCUUGGGCUUUUCGCAGUAUUUGAAGAUGAAGACGUCGCCCAUCAGGAAGCAUCAGGUCGCCUUUAGCCAGGCCGAGUUUCGUCAAGACCGAGGGAUCCUGCCGACCGAGGAGUACAUCCAGAGGGUGAAGGACCAGCCCCUCGGCCUCCUCGUGACGGUGAUGGCAGUGUCAACCGUGAUGGAUAAAUACUCGGAUCAAGUGGGACCAGUUAAAGUGUGUACCCUUAAGUCGAGCUCUGAGGCGCUCUUCUUGGAGAUCGGGGCAAUCGCCUUCCCCAAGAACUCUCCCAUCAAGGCUUUGUUUGACCGCCAGACCAAUUGGAUACGAAGCACCGCCCUGAAGGUCAUGCCCCGCGAACAGUGCAUCCUGCCCACACUUAAGGGGGACGAGUCAGAGGCCCUCGACCUGGUCAAGAUGGGCGGCGUUAUGGUCCUGUGGGCAGCUGGGGUGGUCAUCGCUACCCUCACCUUCCUCUUAGAACUCUUCCUGGGCCCCUACAAGACUGUGUAGUUCUUCCU
This is a messenger RNA of Homarus americanus (American lobster), 1750 nucleotides long. RefSeq lists its product as uncharacterized. The record is from RefSeq and is a predicted model, not a curated record. Gene Ontology annotation, cellular component: membrane. NCBI's taxonomy places the organism in Eukaryota, Metazoa, Arthropoda, Malacostraca, Decapoda, Nephropidae. The coding region runs from base 6 to 1742 and encodes 578 amino acids. The transcript has 12 exons. Gene Ontology annotation, molecular function: glutamate-gated receptor activity.